Astyanax mexicanus (Mexican tetra) is the source of this 2671-nucleotide messenger RNA. RefSeq names its product glucosaminyl (N-acetyl) transferase 4b, tandem duplicate 2 (gene gcnt4b.2). Gene Ontology annotation, cellular component: membrane. The record is from RefSeq and is a predicted model, not a curated record. Bases 266 to 1531 code for a protein of 421 amino acids. NCBI's taxonomy places the organism in Eukaryota, Metazoa, Chordata, Actinopteri, Characiformes, Acestrorhamphidae. Gene Ontology annotation, molecular function: acetylglucosaminyltransferase activity. The transcript is spliced from 3 exons.
AGAGCGCGCGCGAGUGUGUGUGUGUGUGUUUUUCUCUACAGGAGUUAGCCCCUCCCUCUCUCCGCGCGCUUCAGUGUGUUACACUGUUACACACGCAUCAGCCGUGAGGAGCUCGAGCGCAGGAGCGAGAGGAGCACUGGACUGGACCUCCCGCUCUCAGAUGUUUCCUGACCCCUGUGUGUGAUGUUCUGAAGAGGGGGUCAUGUCAGCGCUCACGAGCUUCUGAUGGAUUUUUGUGGGGCGAGGGAGCGGCAGUGGAGCAAGAAUGAGAAGAUGUGUUGGUCACCGUAAGCUUAAAAGGAUUUUACUUUGCUUCUUUUUUUCUGUGCUAUUAAUUUUUUGUCUAACAAUCAGAUAUGUUAAUAAAGUUCCGGAGCCCAGCCCACCACAGAGAAGACCACGGCUUACUGAGCAGCAUGGCAUCAGCUGCUCGGACAUCUACGACAUGGACCCUGUGGCGGUGGGCAAAUCUCUAUCUCUCAGAAGAAAAGCCGUUCCCAUGUUGGAGGAUGAGGAUAUCGCGAAUGCCACCUUGGACUGCCCCCGCUACAUGGCAUCCAGGGGCUUUCAUAGCAUUAGGACAUCUCAAAUAGAGCGUGAGUUUCCUCUUGCCUACUCCCUGGUGGUCCACAAAGAGGCGGCCAUGGUGGAGCGCAUCCUGUGGGCCAUCUAUGUACCUCACAACUCCUACUGCAUCCAUUACGACCUGAAGUCUUCUCCAGAGUUCAUGGCUGCCAUGCAAGGGCUGGCCCUCUGCCUGCCCAACGUCUUCAUCGCAUCCAAACUUGAGAGGGUGCAGUACGCUAGCAUCACACGCCUCCGUGCUGACCUCAACUGUCUCUCAGACCUCAUGGAGUCUAAAGUCAAGUGGAGGUACGUCAUCAAUCUGUGCGGCCAGGACUUCCCGUUGCGCUCCAAUGUGGAAUUGGUGGAAGAGCUGAAGGCUCUGAAAGGUGCCAGCAUGUUGGAGACGGCACGUCCUAGCCCAUUAAAGAAGCGGCGCUUCAGUUUUAGCUACACCCUGAAGGAUGUCGGGUCUCAGUACCUCCAACAUCCCAUGAAAACAGACCAGGCCAAGUCUCCACCACCUCAUAAGCUUGAGAUGUUUGUAGGCAGUGCCUACUUCACACUGUCUCGGGAGUUUGUUAGCUUUGUUCAGUGGAGUCCCAUGGUAAAAGACUUUCUGUCCUGGUCAGAGGAUACAUACUCACCGGAUGAGCAUUUCUGGGCGACUUUGAUUCGGGUGCCGGGCGUUCCGGGAGAGUUGAGUCGCUCGGACCCAGAUGUGUCAGACCUGGCGAGCAGAACACGCUUAGUGAAAUGGCAGUACCUGGAAGGGAAGCUUUAUCCUGCGUGUACUGGGGUGCAUAUACGUAGCGUGUGCAUUUAUGGUGCUGGCGAGCUCCGGUGGCUCCUGAACGAUGGUCACUGGUUUGCCAAUAAGCUGGACCCAAGGGUGGACCCAGUGCUGGUUGAGUGUCUAGAAGAGAAGCUGGCAGAGAGACAGAGAACAAUGUCUGUAUUGCACUGAGUUAUACAAAUUGUUGUCUUUCAUUCUGGUUGGACAAUAGCUUUAAUACAGGGUCCUUUUAAAGAUGUGCCUUAGUUAAUUAAUUUAAUUCAAUUUUAGUUUUUUAUUAUAAGUAUGACAACUUGUGUCAUGGUUAGUAUUGGAAAUAGCCUAUCUAUGAUUCGUCCACAGAUGCUUUCUUUCAUUGAGCCUGUUGCCAGGUUUGCCAAGCUUUGCAGAAAACUGCGAACAGUCAAUUCAAAAUGACUACAGUACAGUAGUGUGUGUAGUGAUAUACAUAACAUCCAAUUCACAGGAAUAAAUCUGAAAAUUUGAAGAGAACCUAAAUUUUGUAAAAGUUCUUGAAAGAAUCCUUAAAUUCUAUAAACCUUUAAAAGUUGGCUUUGAAUGAAGCUUCAGUAAAACUCUUAAAAGUUCUCCUCUCGUUUUUCAAACUUAUUUCUUUAGAAAAAAAUUCUCUGUAGAUAAGAGAUGUUAGUCUGGAGAACCUUUGAAAAGUUAAGAUGUCCUCCAAUUAAGGUCAAAUAGUUAAAAAAAACUUAAUCUGAUAUGAAUUUUUACUUUAACCUGUCUAUUUUUCAGCUGUGUAUAUUGAAAAAAUAUUUCCUGUAACUGACAAAUGUUAGUAUAAAGAAAAUGUAUGUAAAAAGUUAAAAGAAUCUCCACUCAACAUAAACGCUUUAGUAAGAAAUCUUAAUUUGGACUAGAAGUUUUUGUCUUUAUUUGAACAUUUGAAAGGUUCUUCUCUCUCACGUGUCUUUUAUUUGGACAUGGUUUCUUUAAGAAACUAGUUUCUAUAAAUAAGAGAUUUGCUGGUCUCAAUAGCCUUUGGAAAGUAUAAAGGACUGAGAUAUAAUGUAACAGUUCUCGUAAUAGUAGCUUUGCAUUAAUUGACAGUUCUUUAGUAUAAAAUUGGGCUUUAUAUUGGUCUAAUAUUUUAGUAAGAACUCUUAAUUUGGAAUUUCAUUUUUGUUUUAUUUGAAGGUAUUUCAAAUAUUUCACUAUUUCCAAUUCUGACAUGGAGAAAAACAUUUAAGAAGGCAAACAUAUUGAGACAUAAAGUAACUGUUCUAGUUAAAGCCUAGUUUUGUUCUAGUACAAGCCUGUAUAUAUAUAUGUAUAUAUAUAUAUAUAUAUAUA